AAAAAAAUAUUUUUAUAUGAUUUUUAGGAUUCUCAUAUAUACUACAAUAGUACAACAAUUAACAAUAUCAACGUAUUUAAUGAUUAUUGGGUCGAUUUGGAGAACCAUCCAGAUGCAAAUAUUCAUGAUAUGUUAUCAGAUUCUCAUCGCAGAGCUGCAACUAUCAACUUGAAGUUUCAGUUCCCUUUCUAUGGACAUCUAUUAAACUCUACUACAAUUUCAACUGGAGGUUUUUUAUAUUUAGGAGAUUACAUUCAUUCUUCGAUAGCAGCCACUCAAUACAUAGCGCCUUUAAUGGCCAAUUUUGAUUUAAGUUCAUCAAAUCAUUCAAACAUUUAUUACAUGGAAAAUGGUACUGCACUAACAGUAACUUGGCAUAAUGUCACUUUACAAGAUCAACCUAAAGUUGGAGGAUUUACUUUUCAAACAACUUUACAUUCAAAUGGAAAUAUUGUGUUUGCUUACAAAAAUGUACCAACUAAAAUUAAAGAAAUUGAUUCUACAAAUCAUCCAGUGAAAAUCGGACUGUCUGAUGCCUAUAUAUUAGAUAAAACAAUAUUUUUUAUCAGAAGAAAAACUGUUUAUGAAUAUCAUAGAGUAUUAUUCCAUGAAGAUGAAGAAACAGAAGUAACAGAUGGAACUGUUAUAAUUUUAACUGCAUUGCCAACAUGUCUUGAGAAGAAAAAUUGUACUAGUUGUAUUAAAAAAGACACAAAUUUCCAAUGUUUCUGGUGCGACAAUCGAUGUUCAUCAGGAGUUGAUCGCAAUCGUCAAGACUGGCACCAGAAAGAUUGUGAGAAAUUGAAGCUUGUUAAUGAAGAUAUGUGUACAUCUGGAGUGACAACUGUUACUCCUCCUGUGGUUGAUAAUUCUAGUGUUGAAUCAUCUGUUAAAUCUGAAUCUCUAUCGACCAAAUCAGUGGGGUUGGGAAAAAAGAGAAGCUCGCUCUACAGCUGCUACCAUUCAUAUGUAAAAAGAAACAAGUAAUGACAUCAUACAAAUAACUGACAACAAAACGUGUUAGGAGUUUGCUGGUUGAAGCUAUAAAUAUGGAAUAUUAAAUUGAUAGUAUAAAAAGCAUCCAUCAUGGUGAUUUUUGAAAAUAACCAAGGUUUUAGUGAAAAUAUGAACCAUAAAUAUUUAUAUUUUAUUUUGCAUAAUGCAGCUAAUGUUAUUUUCUUACUUCAAUAAAUUAACCUAUUGUUACUUAAAA
Acyrthosiphon pisum (pea aphid) is the source of this 1213-nucleotide messenger RNA. RefSeq names its product plexin domain-containing protein 2. Bases 130 to 987 code for a protein of 285 amino acids. NCBI's taxonomy places the organism in Eukaryota, Metazoa, Arthropoda, Insecta, Hemiptera, Aphididae. The transcript has 6 exons. The record is from RefSeq and is a predicted model, not a curated record.